Molecule: messenger RNA, 171 nt
Organism: Plenodomus lingam JN3
Lineage: Eukaryota; Fungi; Ascomycota; Dothideomycetes; Pleosporales; Leptosphaeriaceae
Source: RefSeq, a predicted model, not a curated record
AUGUGCGGAGAAUGGAAUUGUCCAAUCGCUAUGGGAAAUACUGUUGUUGGGCUUGGUGAUUCGUUGGACAUGGUCCUGUUCUUCUGGUCUCUGGUUGCGUGGGUCUGCCACUACAUAGAUCUAUUGAAUUGCUACUACGACCGCCACAGUAAAAUGUCGGGUGCUGGCUGA